Calidris pugnax (ruff) is the source of this 8322-nucleotide messenger RNA. RefSeq names its product protein kinase, AMP-activated, alpha 2 catalytic subunit (gene PRKAA2). Gene Ontology annotation, molecular function: AMP-activated protein kinase activity; ATP binding. The transcript is spliced from 10 exons. Lineage: Eukaryota; Metazoa; Chordata; Aves; Charadriiformes; Scolopacidae. Gene Ontology annotation, cellular component: cytoplasm. Gene Ontology annotation, biological process: protein phosphorylation; intracellular signal transduction. The coding region runs from base 2190 to 3578 and encodes 462 amino acids. The record is from RefSeq and is a predicted model, not a curated record.
UCCCCGGACUGGGAGGAAGGUGAUGGGAAAGGUUGGGCAGCAAAGCAAGUGCUCACCUGCAUCUUUCCACCUCUCUGCCGGGGUUGUGGUCCCUCCUGCCCCAUCUUUCCCCAAAAAGGAUGGCAAAGGCUUCGGAGUGUGAGGAACCCCGGAGAGAAAGGGGUUCCUCCUGCUGCACAUCUCCCCGGGGAGACCCCUUCCGUGGGCAGGGAUGGAGGGCUCGGGUCAGGCUUGGGCUGUGCCCUGGGAUUCCUCUCUAUUCAUGCCAGGGUGACCAGAUGGCAUUUUUCAAGGCACCACCUUUGCUUUACUCGACUCCAAGAUUUGCAAAGAUGUGGAUUUCUUUCUUCUGUGAAUUCUGCCAUUGCAUGCAAAUUUUAUCUUUGAGUCAAGAUACAAAAAAAACCAACCAAAAAAACCCGAGCAAACCCAACGAGAUUUAUUGCCUAAGCAAAAUGGAUAGCUGUGAUUCCUGGUUGGAAAUGGGUUUAGCUCCAGCUGACCAGUUUGGUGUCCCCCCCUACCCUGCUGGAAGAGGUGAUGUGCCCGCACUCAGCGGCUGGAGUUUUAAAAUAAACCAAAAUUGACAGCAGGGGAAAGAAACCACCGCAACCACUGGAGCUAAAUCCACCUGUGACCAUUAAUCAGGCCCCUAAAAAUAUAUUGCUGUGUUUAAUCCCAAACCACAAAUUUACUGACUAAAGAAUUAUUGGAAUAAAUACUUCGAACAGUAAGGACCAUUUAAAUCACUCGUGUAUACCAACAGACCUCAAAAAGUGCUCCAAAGGCAAUUUUUUUUCCUGGGGACCAAAUUAAGUCUGCCAACAACACCCUUUUUUUCCUUAACUACCUUUCAGGAGUAGCUUGUGCAAGCUCCCCCCCUGCCCUCCCCAUAUGACCUGACUUUGGUAAAAGCUGUUUCCAAAGAAACAUUUCAGGUAACAUAAAAGAUAUUUCCUAGCUCAAAAUCCUUUAGGGGUAAGUGGUACCCUUUAUAUAUUUUUUUUUCCUUAAUAUUUUGUCUGCAACUGACAGGUGAAAUUUGGACUUGAGAUUGGAAACUGAGAUGGAGAAACUAGGUCUCCUAUUUAUGUGGAAUUAUAGCAUUUUAAUCAAAUGAGAUUUAGAAAAACCUGUAUUCACCCUGUUUAGCAAGAAAUGUGAGAAAAGUGAAGACAUUUUUACCUGAUUGGUUUGAGCUUUUUAUGCCUUGUGUAUAAUAAUUGCUUUUUCACUAAGACGACCAAUGCCAUCAGUGACAUUUCUUGUUCUUCAAACUGCCUUGCACAAGACUUUGUAAGAAGCAUUUUUUCCUGCCUUAGUCCUCAAUGUUAGGAAAUCAAAAAUUACAAUUUUUAAGGAUUACAGUUAUUAAGGAAAUAAAGAACUGGCAAUGCAGGGGAAAGAUUUAGUGAUGAGGGGGUGCUAACCAGUGUUUGGAUUUGUGGCUGGAGCUGAAUAGUCACUUUGAGCCAUGAACAACUAGAGAUAGCAACAGGAAAAAAGUCCCUGCUGCCCUGUUGGGAUGUUCAUUCUGUCUGAGAACUGCCUGGGUCAUCACUGAACUGAUCCUCCUAAAAAUUAGCCAAAUGCUGUAAGAGAUGGUUGGUUUUAACCCCAUUCAGUUUCUUUAUCUUCUUCAUGGAAAGAUCACACAAUGCACGGAGGUGAGCAAAUAUUUUGGCAGAUGAGAGCAGGAUUUGGGUGAAAAUACUGACAUUUUAGCUGGAAAUGGUGAUUAAAAUGCAGCGUCUUUUUAUGAGAGAGGAAGGUGGCAGGAGUUAACAUGGUGGAUGUGAGUGUGGUGGACAGAUAGGAGGUCUCAUGCCAAGGGUCAACGUUACUAGAUAGGAUUUUGCCAAAUACAGGGUGAGCUGGUGAUGGGUAUUUUCCCUGUCCUCCAGGCAGAAGAUAAGAUUAAUUUGCAGAAAAUAGAACUGUGGAAAUGAUCUUGGAUUUUGAGUUUAGUGAAGCAAUGAAGGAAGGAGGUGGCGUCUCCUCCAUUGCCGUUUGUCGGCGAACACCAGCUGACGGGACAUAAAGUAGCAGUGAAAAUCCUCAACAGACAGAAAAUACGCAGUCUGGAUGUGGUUGGGAAGAUCAAACGAGAAAUUCAAAACCUUAAACUCUUCCGGCACCCUCAUAUUAUCAAACUGUACCAGGUCAUCAGCACACCAACGGACUUCUUCAUGGUCAUGGAAUACGUGUCUGGCGGUGAAUUAUUUGAUUACAUCUGUAAGCACGGACGUGUUGAAGAGGCCGAAGCUCGCCGCCUCUUCCAGCAGAUUCUCUCGGCGGUGGAUUACUGCCACAGACACAUGGUUGUCCACCGAGACCUGAAACCGGAGAACGUGCUGCUGGACGCGCACAUGAAUGCCAAGAUAGCCGAUUUCGGAUUGUCCAACAUGAUGUCAGAUGGCGAAUUUCUACGCACCAGCUGCGGUUCCCCAAAUUAUGCAGCCCCUGAAGUCAUCUCUGGAAGGCUGUACGCCGGCCCCGAGGUGGACAUCUGGAGCUGCGGUGUUAUCCUCUACGCCCUUCUCUGUGGCACUCUGCCUUUUGAUGACGAGCACGUCCCCACCCUCUUCAAGAAGAUCCGGGGAGGGGUGUUUUACAUCCCCGAAUACCUCAACCGCUCUGUUGCCACUCUCCUCAUGCACAUGCUGCAGGUUGACCCCCUCAAGCGAGCAACCAUCAAGGACAUCAGGGAACACGAGUGGUUCAAGGAGGAGCUGCCCAGUUACCUGUUCCCAGAGGACCCUUCCUACGACGCCACAGUCAUCGACGACGACGCAGUUCGGGAAGUUUGUGAAAAGUUUGAAUGCACGGAGUCGGAGGUGAUGAACAGCCUGUACAGUGGUGACCCUCAGGACCAGCUGGCGGUGGCCUACCACCUCGUCAUUGACAACCGGAGGAUCAUGAACCAAGCCAGUGAGUUCUACCUCGCCUCCAGCCCUCCCACCGGCUCCUUCAUGGACGACAGCGCCAUGCACAUCCCUCCCGGGGUGAAGCCGCACCCCGAGCGGAUGCCACCCUUGAUAGCGGACAGCCCCAAAGCGCGAUGUCCUUUGGAUGCCCUCAACACCACCAAGCCAAAGCCCCUGACUGUCAAAAAGGCCAAGUGGCACCUGGGAAUCCGCAGCCAGAGCAAGCCCUAUGACAUUAUGGCCGAGGUGUACCGCGCCAUGAAACAGCUGGACUUUGAGUGGAAGGUGGUGAACUCCUAUCAUCUCAGAGUGCGGCGCAAGAACCCGGUGACGGGCAAUUACGUGAAGAUGAGCCUGCAGCUCUACCAGGUUGACAACCGCAGCUAUCUCUUGGACUUCAAAAGCAUCGAUGACGAUGUGAUGGAGCAGAGGUCCGGCUCAUCCACCCCGCAGCGCUCCUGCUCCGCCGCCGGCUUGCACCGCCCGAGGCUGAGCAUCGAUGCCGCUGCCGCCGCCGAGUGCCAGUCGCUGAUGGGUUCUCUGAGCGGCUCCUUCGUGGGCAGCAUCCCCUCGGUGACCCCCCGCCUGGGGAGCCACACCAUGGACUUCUUCGAGAUGUGUGCCAGCUUGAUCAUGGCCCUGGCUCGCUGACGGCCGGCAGGGAGGCACCGGUCCCUCCGCACACGGAAGCCUUCACCUGGUUGUCACCACCCGAAAAUCGCUGCCAAAUCUGCCUUCCCUGCCCUCCCUGCUCGCAGCUUCGUGCCGCCGGAGACUGGCUGCUGGUCGCCGAAGGGCUCUCCCGUCCCACCGCUGCUCGUCGGGCUGCGACCCGCACCCCACAAGGCAGGGAUCUCUGACCCCACAGUUCUUCUCUUCCUUUACUACUGCCUAUCCGAAGGAUAGGAUUUUAUUUUCUAAGACAAACUUACCGGCCGUUUUUAAGGUUAAAUUCUUGUUAUUCAAGGGGAAACUCUAAUGCAUGUGGUGACUUCUUUGUCGAAAAGAAUUUUUAAUUUUUUUAUGGCAUAGGCUUAAUUUAAUGGGCAGCGUCGGCACCUGCUUGGCUUUGCUAUGGUAUUUAAUUCCAUUUACUUGAUUGCGAAGGGACAUAAUAGUCUAAUCAGUCAAGGAACAAAUGCUUUAUGAAAACUUUGCCAAAAAAAUCCUGGGUGGGCUUUUUUUCUUUUUUUUUUUUUGUUUUGUUUUGGGUUUUUUUGUUAUAAGAAACAAAGCAAAGGAGAACUUUUGCUGGUCCCAGGAAUGCGGUCACUCAACUUUAAAAAAAAUUUAAUCCAUCUUUUUGAUAGCUUCUUAGGACCCAUUGAGGUUUUUUGCUAGGUUUUUUUGUACAGUUGCACUUUAAUUUAUACUCUCUGCAAGUUUCUAUGAGAAGCAAGGAAGAGAAUGACACAUUAAGCCUUUUGUACUAAUCAUUUUAGGUAAUGAAGACAAACACGGGAUAUUUUUGCCAUCUACUGGCAGCUAAAUGGACAUUUUCAGCCUGAAGUCCCUUUUUUUUAAAAACACAAAAUUGCCUUACUUUUGUUACAGAUGAUGCUUGGAUUCUCACUAAGGUGACUUUACAGCUCCAAUUUUUUCCAGAAGCCGCACAAAGUAGAAAGCUUCCAAAAAAAAAAAAAAAAAAAGAAAAAAAAAAUCAGUUUUGCUGUUAAGUUCUCAUAAUGCCAAAUCCAACAGCAGCAGUGGUUGGAUUAUAAACCCGGCAGCAGAACGAUUUUGUUUUUAAAAGAAACACUGGAAAUAUUUGUAGUACUCUUAGGUUUUGUAACAAGCUUUUUAUUAUAUUAUCGUAAUUAAAUAAAUACUCCGGGGCGGAGGAUGGCUUUGGUGCUGUGCCUGGUGGCCCUCGGAUGAUGCGUGUCUCCAGUGCUGCUGUGUGAGCGGGUCAUACCUGGUGAGGAUGGAGAAUCCAGACUCCUGCAUGCAAAAAUAACCACCCCAGAGCCAAAGCUGAGCAGCACCCAGGUUUUUAGCAGCUUUCGGAGCAGUGCUGAGACAGGAGCAAAUGCUGAGCAAACGAGCAGCCCUCAAUGGUUUUGGGUGCUGGAGAUAAGCCCCUUUGGAAAGCAGGAGAGGGCAGCUGAGCAGCCGUAGGGACAGACAUUAAUUUCCAUCCAGGAAAGAAUUAGGAGCGUCCGUACCCCUGCUGUGAAAUGUAUUUGAGAUGUAGAAGGCUGUUUAAACCAUCACUCCCGACUGAGCAUCUUGCCAAGUGGCUUGUCCUGGAAACACCUGUAGCCCAGUUGAUGAGGGGCUGGUGCAGUAGAUAUAAUCUGUGGUUCAGGAGAAUGUAGAUGUACAGAUGUCUCGCCUCAAAAUGACACUUGUCCUCUGGGAUGUCCUCCCCAGCAGAACUAAUGGCAUUAAACGGCAGCGAAUGCCCUUGGGAGGAAAUAUUUGCUUCCUGGAGGUGGGUGGGAUUUCUAGGUGGUAGCAUAAGCCCUUGUAGCACUUGGCAUCUUCUCAGAGCCAGGGAAAUGUUAACUCCUAUAUGGAUCUGCAAAGCCAGGCCUGCUGAGAAGGCAGUAAGAGUGGCUCAGUUCUCCAUAUGGAGAGACACACAGAGAUCAGGCAGCGGAGCAAGUGGGACUGAUGGAAGUACCUCCACGAGGAACGUGUCCAAUUAAACUGUCCCUCGCAGCCUUACCCAAAUCCACGCUGCAUUUUUAAUUAAUCUCAGAAGUUUCACUUCUUUUUUUUUUUUUUUAAUAUUUAUUUUGCCUUCACACAGGCUGUUUUCUGGUUCCCGGCUGCAGAGAAGCUGCUGACCUCCAGUUACAUUUUCCAGAGGAAAAGUUUAACUUUUACUCUGUGGUCAGUUUUUUGGAGUUGAGUUUUGCUGGUCCACACACGACCAUCAGGGGAAGCAGGGUAGACCUCUUUGAACUACAGAAACUUGAAUUACUCCAAGUGCAAUUCUUCAAAAGCCACUGGACAGCUGUGCUUUGCAAGCCACAAACUCACCCAGACUUUUUGCUUCAGCCUAAGGGGGAGAGAGAGACAAAAUGCAGAGGCUGGAGUUCAAUUUGGCUCCAGCAUUAACUUCCAGCUCCUGGAUGAGUUAAUUCAGAAAUAGCUUGUACUGUACUAGUUGGCAAAUAUAUAUGUGUAUAUAUAAUAUAUGUAUACAUAUAGAGGUAUUAUAUGUAUAAAAUAUAUGUAUACAUAUACUUUUUAUAUAUAAUAUAUGUAUACAUAUAUAUGUAUAUAUUAUAUAUGUGUAUAUAUAUUAAAAAAUGUAGGUGGCAUCCCUGUGAUUGGUAGGUAGGUGUGUGCCCUGGGCACCUGCCAUGGCACAAAAUAAUCCUGGCGUGCGAGAGGACCUGGAGAAAAGGGGUGAUAUUUUUACACCCUCUUCUAGGUAAAACCCCUGAGUAGCUUAGCUGACCCUGUCCGACCCAGCGUGGGGAGGAGAGGUGGCAGCACGAGCCAGGAGUAUCCUCCCACCCUCCCUGGCUGAAGCCCUGGUGCCCACAGGGUUUUGGGGCAGUUUUGUGUCCGGGAGUCAGAGAUGAGCAGGUGGAAAGCAGCGGGAUUUUGGUUUUUUUUUUCUCUUAAGGGGUCAAAAAUGCAUCUUCAGCGUGUACAUCCAAUCCAGCAUUUCGUAAGGGAUGUAGAAGCACAGGGGUAUAUUUGGGCAGUGUUGUAGAAAGUGAAGCGACUGGUUAGUAUCUGUUGUAUAUACAUUUUUUGGGGUGUAAUUAUAAAGGCAUUCGCAUUGGAAUAGAUGAAGUUUGAACAAAAUAACCAUUCUGUCUGCUCCUUUUCAUUUCACUGCUCUUUUGUCGUCGGUUGUCUUGUGAGCACCCACAUGGAAGGAAGAGAGACCUACACGCAGGACACGAGAUUGUGCCUUCGAUGUACGUUAGGACUGCUGGAAGCUGCAGCUUUAUUUCACGAGGUGCACAAAUCCCCCGGGUUAUGCAGAAUCCCACCGGUGAGACAUGCGGGCCGUGUUUCUAAAUACUUGAAGUACCAUUUCUUGUGCAAUUAUUUGGCUUCGCCCUUUCGUUAAGCUGAGAGGAGAGGGGGGAAGAAGAAGAAUGGCACAUCCAUCCCUUCGGAUGAGCCAAACAAAUCCCCGCUCUGGCUCCUGAAGUAUUUUACUGGAAAGUUUUAGGAUGUGUUUUUGUUUCAGGUGUAUGACGUACCUCCUAGAGUCACCUUUAUAAGGUCUUAUUUUGGUAUGGGCUUGCCAUUUAGCGCUUUCCUUUGGCUUCCUUAGCCCUUCCCUUAUAUAUAUUUUCAUCAUUCACUUUUUAAGAAAAGCAACAGCUUCCUGUAAAUUCUGAAUUUCCAGUCUGCCUCUUGGGCAUGGAGUUAACGAUUCAUUCAGAGGUACCUCACUCCCACAUCUGAGAGAUGAACUGGUUUUUAGAAUUCCCACAUUAUACCUAUUGACCAAACACUGACUUUUUUGCUGAGAGCAAACCUGGUGUUACAUGUAUUCGAGGCACAUUAUCUUUGCUCGGUUUUGGUCAUCAAAAUUAGGAGGCCUGGAUGGUAAAUCAGAGCUCUGGUUGCAAAGUAUGAGUACGCUUUUGGUGUUACGAAAAGUCUGUUUUCAACAAAAGCCUUGGAAUUCCUGCUGAAGCUGCCUUAAUUUAAAAAUCAAAGUUUAUUUGUGAGACUCAUCUCUAUGGUUUUUUUCAAGUUUUGAAAUAGUUUAUUUGUCCUCAUCUCACGAAGCUGUGAAGUAGGUACUGUAGACAUGGUAAUAUUUAUUCCUGUUGCUGAAAGCAUGUUCAUGUGUUCUGUAUCAUGUUAUAUCCACAUGUUUUGUACCUCAAUGCAUUUUGGUUUGUUUUUUUUUAAUCUUAGAGCACAAAGCAAAACUGAACCUGAGGAUAACUGUAGUGUCCGUGGCCCAGCAUCUCUGGGCAGACAACCCUCAGCUCGGUGAGAGAGAUGAACCAGACUAGUCCAGUGCAAUUUUUUUAUUUGUACUAUAAGGAGUAUUUAUGAUUUAUGAUAUUACGUAUUUAUGGGGUUUUUUGAUGAAAAUACAGAAUUUUUAAAAUCUCUGGGUAUAAGCAUCCCUUCAAACAUAUCAUUGACAUCAAGCUCAGAAAAAAAUCUGUAAGUACUCCAUCCUUCUUGGCAUUUUCUAGUUUGUCAACUGAUGGACUGUAGAAGGUUUUGUUUUCAAAUGAAUUGCUUUAGUACUUUCUGGGGCUGGCUGUGGUGGAAGGGCACGGAGCCUAGGUUCAGUUUUGUCCUUUGUGCAAGUAACUGUGCAUUAGAUAAUCACAACGAAGCCUUUUACCUUCCAUUUAUGGUGUGGAAAGUGUUUCUCGGUGUACUGCACUGCAUGUGAUAGCUGUCUCCAUGGUUGACAUUUGCACUUUAAUAAACUCAGAGAUGAAAAGAG